Diaporthe batatas is the source of this 836-nucleotide messenger RNA. RefSeq lists its product as uncharacterized. Bases 129 to 836 code for a protein of 235 amino acids. The transcript has 2 exons. Gene Ontology annotation, cellular component: extracellular region. NCBI's taxonomy places the organism in Eukaryota, Fungi, Ascomycota, Sordariomycetes, Diaporthales, Diaporthaceae. The record is from RefSeq and is a predicted model, not a curated record. Gene Ontology annotation, biological process: pectin catabolic process. Gene Ontology annotation, molecular function: pectate lyase activity.
AAAGAGUCUUCCCUCCUCACCUUCCUUUCCGAUCCAGUAUAUACAAGCAGUGCUUGUCCCUCGCUUUCAACCCUACAACCAACUCACUGCCAGUACACUCUUUUCGUACGCAAGAACCAAACAUCAAAAUGCAGUUCGCCGUCCUCAUCGCUUCCCUGGCCAUCGGUGCCAUCGCCUCCCCCGCCCCUGCUGUCACCCCCGCCCCCAAGGCCCGUGACAUCCAGAAGCGCCUUAACGUGCCCGCCUCUUCUGGCUCGACCGUCUUCGAGGAGGUCAAGACUGUCGCUUCUGGCGACACCUUCGACGGCGGCAUGAAGGUCUACGACCGUGGCGUCAGCUGCACCGGCCAGGUCGAGGGUGGCGACUCGGACGCCGUCUUCCAGAUCGAGAACGGCGGUACCCUGAAGAACGUCAUCAUCGGCCCCAACCAGAUCGAGGGUGUCCACUGCCAGGGUGCCUGCACCCUCGAGAACGUCUGGUGGCCCGAGGUCUGCGAGGACGCCUUCACCAUCAAGAACCAGGACGCUGGCGAGACCACCUACAUCAAGGGCGGUGGUGCCGCCGGCGCCGAGGACAAGGUCCUGCAGCACAACGGCGGCGGCUCCCUCGAGGUCUCCGACUUCGAGGUCGAGGACUUCGGCAAGCUGUACCGCUCCUGCGGCAACUGCAAGACCAUGUACGAGCGCCACUUCACCAUCUCUGGCUCCACCGACACCAAGACCUCCGGUGUCAAGGAUGUCUGCGUCACCUACGACGGCACCGAGGACAACGACAAGGAGCCCGUCAAGAACGACGACAACGGAGACGGCUGCGACGGUACCUUCUGUGUCUGCUAA